Messenger RNA from Mirounga angustirostris (Northern elephant seal), 1419 nucleotides. Its product is annotated as neuroblastoma breakpoint family member 6-like. The transcript has 10 exons. NCBI's taxonomy places the organism in Eukaryota, Metazoa, Chordata, Mammalia, Carnivora, Phocidae. The record is from RefSeq and is a predicted model, not a curated record. Bases 1 to 1419 code for a protein of 472 amino acids.
AUGGCAGCACCUCUUGGCCCUCUGUCUGAUCCAGGGGCAGAAAUCAGCCUCCUGGAAAUCAACCAGGAGCUUCAAUCCCAGCUGGAAAAAAGCCAGCAGGACUUCCGAGACCUCAAGGAGAAAUUCCUGAUAUCCGAAGCUACUGCCUACUUCCUGGCCAACCAGCUGCAGAAAUACAAGUGUGAAGAGUCCACCGACAUCAUCGAAUCCGUGCUGGGGGAGAAGGUGCGGUUUGAGAAGGGGAAGCGGGCAGACACGGCGGCUGAGAACCUCAGGCUAUGUCAUAUCCUACUUAAAGAGCUGACCCAUUUGUAUCAGAAGUUAUGGGAAGGGAAAGACGUUUCCCAACUACUCAAUAAGCACCUCGAGGACCUCCUAACCCAUGGUGACCCUGAGCAUCCCCAAGGGCCAGGCUUCCAAGAGCAACUGGCUGAGGGGCGCAGGCUGCCCAAGUGCCUUGUCCGAAAGCUCAGCGCAGAAAACCGAAUUGAUCAGGAGGGGCUGAAAGGACAAGAGUCAGCUGCCCCCAGGCUCAGCAGACAGCUGGUAGAGGUGGUAGAGCAGGACAUCUCAAGGGACUCUCAGGGUGAACACUACUUGACAUAUUCCGUUCUUCCCGACCUGUCUGACUCCUACUGGCCUUACAGGAGCACCGCCAUCUUCCUACCUGAGGAACUGGAAGUCUGUUCCUCUCUGGAAGCGACCAAAAAUCAUACUGAUCUUUCGGUGGAAGACCAAGACCGGAUAUACCCCAGGUUCCCCAGGGAGCUGCCAGUGGCAGAAGAGAAUGAAGUCCCACAGGACUCACUGGACGAAUGUUAUUUGACUUCUUCAGUUGGCCAUGACCUGCCAGACACCUGGAGGCCGUAUACAAGUGCCUCAUCCAUAAUUGAUAAGCCGGAAACCUUCCUGGGUCUGGAUGGAGAUGCUCCGAUGCAGGCUCCCUGUCACCAAGGGCCAUCAAGUGGAAACUGGACUUUCCAAAGAGCAGAGGUGCAAACUUCCGGAGCACAGACACAGCCAAGCACCCAGGUGGCCAAUAUUCUGACACCGCAGCUGGACCAGCAGUUGGAUUCUGGUGACAACAGAGCCAGGCUCGGCCUCUCCUGCACCCUCGGGAGCCUGGAUGCCAAGAUGGGUUCUGGGAACCAAUGGCCCCUCUUUCAAGAGCUGGGUUUGGAAGCUUCCAUCUGCAUGAAGAACCCUCCCAAGCUGGAUGGUGAUGCUGCAGAGGGCUCAAGGGACAGCCAGCGUGGGUGUCACGUCUUGGGCCCCAUGAAAGCCCUCGGUGCCAUGAAACAGAAGAUUAUCAAGAGGAAACUGCAGUUCGGCAAGUGGAGACUCCCUACCUGUGGCUCCCCCUUCAGCUUCUUCUCUGGACAGGGGUUCAGCUUGCUCCUAGCCUCUGUCACCAUGUAG